GUUUUUAUUUUUCUGUUCUCACUUUCUUUCUCCAUCAAUACCAUUACCAAACUUUUUCCCUCUCUGAAAAAUUCUCGUGCUCUCCCUCAAAUGCAGAAUUCCGAAUCAUAUUCAUAUCAUCAAAAUCGUAUUUCACCUGCAUAGCUAAUCAUCGUUUCCCCGGGAUUUCUAUAUCUCCUGGAGAAAGUUAGAAAUUUGGAAUUUUUUUUUUUGUUCUGUUUUGAUGAUUCAAUUGAGUUUUUGUUUUCAUUAAGAAUUAUUUAUAAUUAUUAUUAUUUGUAUGGAAUUCAUGGUGAAAGAAAGAGGCGGAGAAAAUUGUGUGAAAACGAAGAGUAAUAAACUUAAUCUGGGGGAUCUGGUUUUAGCUAAGGUUAAAGCAGGAUGUCCAGCUUGGCCAGCUAAGAUUUGCCGGCCUGAAGAUUGGGAACGAGAACCUGAUCCUAAGAAGUACUUUGUUCGAUUAUUUGGAAGUGCAGAAAUUGCUUUUGUUUCGCCAACUGAUAUCCAAGUAUUUAAUAAGGAAGCAAAGAAAAGAGUUGUAUCUAGCCUCCAGGAAAAUCCUGUUCAAUAUUUCGAAGCUGCUGUUAAGGAAAUCUGUGAGGCUUUUAAAGAGGUAGAAGCAAAUUUAAGUGGAAACAAGAGGAUUAUGGAAAAUCCCCAGGAAAGAUUAUUCUUGUCUGAAGAGCAAGCACAACUUAGAAAUGGAAAGCACAAAAUGGGUACUGCUGAAGAUUUAUACAGCGCGAAAAGGCUGAAACAUGUUUCUUUGGGUGAUAAAAGUGUUGUGAAGACAGUUGUUAAAGGAGAUAAACACAUAAAAAAUAAACUAUCCUCGCCAACCGUUAGAACUAAAAGCUGUGUGGUAUCAAGAAUUGAAACUUGUAAUUUAGUAUCUACACCUGCUGGUGAUGAGAUUGUUUCUACACUGAAGCACCAUUGCCUGGAAUUUGAUGCGACACCCAAUUCAAAUGCUCAAGCUACUCCAAAUACAAACAAUAGAAAGGCGAAUAUACGGAAAAAUGGCAUGCCCAGGCCUGACUGUGAUACUCCUGUUGCCCAAGUCCACUCAAGGAGGAGAUUAGUUCAUCAAUUCGAUGAAAGUGAUGAUGAAGAAGAGUGCCCAACUCAGCCGUGUACCGGAUCUUCUAAAGAAUUGAAGGAUGUGCUUCCAAAUGCAUUGGAUUCUGCUCAUAUUAUUGAAAAUAGCCAAACUCAGGAGGAUACUGGAGAGUGCAGAGUAAAAAAAUUGGUGUCAGGGGGAUUGGAGAAUAUUCCGACUCCGACGCAAAAUGGGUCUGCUAUGCCAUGUCUUUCCCCUGGUCCCGUGAAAAUUGAAUACCAAGAAGCAUCCUCUUCCUUGGGAUCGGAAAAUAAACACACCAUGAUUGGGGAUAAAAAUUUAGUUGGGUCACUCUCUACAACCAAAUCUGUAGAGCUCAAAGCAGCAAAGAGCCAGCAGAAAGCAUCUGACGCUUCUACACCCAGGAAACUUCAGCGCGGGAUAAGUAAAUGUUCAGGUCUGACUGGCAAGAAGAAUCAAAAUCAGUCGGCGGAUAAGACAAACAGGCCUACUAAUUCAAGUGAUAACUUGAAGAUUAUCUCAAGGCCUAAUCCUCAGUUGAAUGGUUCCAUUGUCGCUAUAGAGCAAUCUGUGGGUCCAAAUUCUAUUUCGCCUAUGAAGCAUCUUAUUGCUGCAGCACAGGCAAAAAGGAGAGCGUCCAACUUGCAAUCUUCUACCUAUGACGGUGCUUUGCCCUCGACUGUUCUCAGUGCUUCUACAGUUCAGGGGUCGAGCCCAGUCCCUGCGAAAGGAACACAUUCGGCUCUGUCAGUCACUAGCACUGUGAUGCAUACAAAAGAUUUAUUUGCUAACAGAACUUCAACAUCCCCAUCUCCUCAUAACCAUCACAUCACGCCACAACAUCAAGCUGAUCCUGAACCUGAGGAGGGUAAAGUUGGUUCCCGAUCCCGGUCACUUAGGGGGUCAUCCAGUGGUAAUACUGAAGCAUCCGUCAUCCGGGAUGCUUUUGAAGGAAUGGUAGAGACAUUGACAAGGACAAAGGAAAGUAUUGGGCGUGCGACCCGUCUUGCUAUUGAUUGCGCAAAGUAUGAUCUUGCCAAUGAGGUUGUGGAACUUCUUAUCCAAAAGUUGGAGAACGAGCCAAAUUUUCAUCGUAGAGUUGAUUUGUUCUUUCUCGUGGAUUCUAUUACACAGUGUUCACAUGGUCAGAAAGGAAUUGCUGGAGCUUCUUACAUUCCCACCGUACAAGCAGUGUUGCCGCGUCUUCUAAGCGCUGCUGCUCCACUUGGAUCUGGUGCUCAAGAAAAUCGUCGCCAAUGUCUCAAGGUUAUGCGUUUAUGGCUUGAGCGGAAAGUCCUACCUGAGCCGCUUCUUAGACGCUACAUGGAUGAUAUUGAAGUUUCAAAGGGCAAUACAACAGCUGGAUUUUGUCUUAGACGGCCCUCUCGAGCUGAGCGUGGUGUAGAUGAUCCAAUUAGAGAAAUGGAAGGGAUGUUUGUUGAUGAAUAUGGGAGCAAUGCUUCCUUUCAGUUGCCUGGGCUUUGUUCUUCUCAUAUAUUUGAGGAAGAAGAUGAGGAAUAUCUCUCUACCAUUGCAUGUGAGGAAGAUGCAUCAUCACCAGUAGAAGAAGUCAACCAUAAUUUGGACGAAGACCAGGAAACGCGUGAGCUCAUUCCAAGUGACGGGCGUCAUUGCAUAUUGGAGGAUGCUGAUGGUGAUUUUGAAAUGGAAGAUGUUUCCUGUCAACCAGAUGUUGAGGGGACCAUAGUCUUCAGCAAUUCUUUUGUAGUGGAAUCCCAGGCAAAACAUUCAGGUAGCAAUUUUGAAAUGCCUCCAAGUAACUCAACCAACCCUCCGCCUCUUUUUUCGGGUUCUCCACCAUUACCUCUAGAUUCCCCACCUCCCCCACCACCUUUACCUCCUUCCCCACCACCACCGGCACCAUUGUCUCCACCACCCCCUCCACCACCAUCUUCAUCUCCACCUAUACCACCACCGCCUCCAUCAUCGCCACCUCCACUUACACCUCCUCCACCAACACAGCCAUCGCCGUCUCCAGUUUCUGAAGCUUUCUUGCUAUCCCAGCAAUCACUACCAUCAUCAUUGAGGCCUCAGCCAUCAUUACCAUCUUCACCACCAUUUUUGUCUCAACUGACUCUGUCUGAAGAGUGUUUUACUCCUCCAAGUGUGAACCAAACAGCGGUGCCGUUGUCAUUGAGACCUCAGCCAUUGAUAAAAUCUUCUUCACCUUCAUUUUUGGAUCAACUAGCUCUAUCCGAAGAAUGUUUUACGCCUCCAAAUGAAUCUCAACAAUCACCACCAUCAUCAUUGAGAUCUCAGCAGUCACUAGCAUCGUCUUCACCACCAUAUUCGAGGCAACUAGCUCUAAAUGAGGAAUGCUUUACGCCUCCAAGUAGAACCCAAACUCUUCCAGUAUCUAGAAAUGCUCCACACAUUCGUUUAAAGCACGAGAUGUUUUCACAGCAUUCACCUCGCAUAGUCACUAGGGAUAAUCAAUCGGGCCAUCUUUUAAGGCCUUCCGUGUAUCGGCAAGGGGACAUGUAUCGAAGUGCCCAGGCAUCUGAUUCAAACAAGCAGUUUCAUGCAAGUAAUAUAUCUUAUCCUCGGAGACCAUAUCAGUCUGCACCCCCUGUAAAAGUCUCAUCUGAUCGUGCUUCAUACACGAAGCCUACAAUGCAGCACCAUUCACAGAAACAUUACCCCCAUCCAUAUUCAUAUGACUCCUAUUCGAAUGGUCGGAGGCAGCAUGCUACAGAUGAACGGUGUAAGAUGCCUUUAAGUGAUCGUAAUCCAGAGAAUCAUAAUAAUUCAGUUGCUGGAGGGAGAGUUCUGUCACGUACUGCAGCACAUGUGGUUCAAGAAGGCUAUUCGCGGUCUCUUCCUGAAAGGCCGUGCAGUAACAACAAGGGAUUCCAACUUGUGAUCCACAAUCCUACUACAUCUGGGACUCGCAGAACAGGUCACGUGCCAUCCAAGCUGACGCAAUCCAGAUAUCUGUACUCGUAAAUACUAAAACAGCAUAAAAAAUUAUCCUGUAGCUUUGCGUUUUCAUGAAGUAGGAUGUUCAUGUACUGCAACACUUCAAAAAAGGUGUAAGCAGAUGGAGGAACAAACCUAAAAGAUGGUGCGGGAUCUGGCAAACGCUCCUAGACUGUAUAUGAAUACUGUAUAUUUAUUCCUGGUGACUCCGUUCGGCAAACUUCAUUGCUAGUGUAUUGUCAGCAACACUGAUGUUCUCUAAGUUGCAACCGUCUAUAGGUUUUCGCUUCGGAUGCUGUUGAAGGAGUAACGUGCGGAGCUCCAUGUAAAUUGCUGCAAAUGUAGAGGUACACUUUAGAAAGCCAUGGAUUCCUUAGAAAUUCUGAAUUUAUUAAGUUAAUGUAAGAUAGUACAUUAGUUAUUAUACCAACCAUUGAUAACUCCAUCAAAAGAAAAAUUUCAAACUCUCAACAAAUUAGUUCAUACCAAAUUUUGAACCGGCAA
Papaver somniferum (opium poppy) is the source of this 4525-nucleotide messenger RNA. Its product is annotated as ENHANCER OF AG-4 protein 2-like. The record is from RefSeq and is a predicted model, not a curated record. The transcript has 12 exons. Lineage: Eukaryota; Viridiplantae; Streptophyta; Magnoliopsida; Ranunculales; Papaveraceae. Gene Ontology annotation, molecular function: double-stranded DNA binding; transcription coregulator activity. Bases 281 to 4048 code for a protein of 1255 amino acids. Gene Ontology annotation, cellular component: nucleus. Gene Ontology annotation, biological process: regulation of transcription by RNA polymerase II.